Oryza sativa Japonica Group (Japanese rice) is the source of this 1670-nucleotide messenger RNA. Its product is annotated as putative F-box protein At1g50870. Gene Ontology annotation, molecular function: protein binding. The record is from RefSeq and is a predicted model, not a curated record. NCBI's taxonomy places the organism in Eukaryota, Viridiplantae, Streptophyta, Magnoliopsida, Poales, Poaceae.
UCCCACGGUUAUUUUUCAGAAUGAGAUAAGACCCAGCAAAAGCAGAGACACAUCCCGAGUCCCCGACUCAUCCGAGUCUCCGGCGAGAGCCGCCGCCGCCGACGUGCCGGACUCCGGCCGCACCACCGGCCACCGCGCUAGCUCCGCUUCAGGUAAAUCCCCUGAGCAGAGAAGAUGGGUUGAAAUCUCAUCCGUUUUUUUUUGAUUUGAGGUCUCCUACCUCCGGCGAUGGAGUCGGCGGCGGCGGCGGCGGGGUGGGGGCUCGGAGCCGUGGACGGCGUCCUGCCGCCGGAGCUGCUGCUCGACGUCCUGCUGCGCCUCCCUGCCGGGCCGAUCUGCCGCCUCCGCGCCGUCUGCCGCUCGUGGCUCGCCUUCACCACCGACCCGCACUUCGUCGCCGCGCACGCCGCCCGCCACCCUGCCCCGCUCCUCGCCGUCGGCGUGCAGGGCUUCCCCAGGCUCUGCGUCGACCUCGUCGACCUCUCCGGCAACCUUGUCAAGCAGAUCCUCCGCGUGGGGAAAGGCAGGGUGGUGAGCGGGAGCUCCGCCGACCGUGUCCUCGUCGCCGGCGAGGACCACAGCGUCCGCGUGCUCAACCCUACCACUGGAUCCAUUUCAAUUUUACCUAGCCAUCGCUGCGGCGGCGCAGACCCCUCAACGAUUGCGGCCUGGUUUGCAUUUGGUCAGACAGCUUCCACGGGGGAGUGCAAAUUAGUCCGGAUUUUACUGAAUAUUGAUAACUCUCGUCACCUAUCCGAGGUUAUCACCAUCGGCGACACGGAUGGAGAGUGGAGGGAGACGGCGAACCCGCCAGGCUACCUUGGUUGGAACUGCACCAAUGGAGUUGUGUUCAAAGGCGCUGCUUACUUCAUCUUGGAUUACUGUUUCUCUGAUCCCUCCUUCCUCGAGAGGGGCUGCAUGCCUUCCUUUGACUUUGCGACGGAGAAGUGGAGUGUGGCCCUCCAAGGGCCGUUGAACAGAAUUCUCGAGGAAUCCAAUGGCACGCUCAGCUAUCAUGACCUUGCCAAUCAGCUUAUGUUAUCUGGACUUAAAGGCACUUUGUGUACAUCGCACUGGAAUGAUCAAUUUUAUACCGUGGAUCUAUGGUUUCUAACUGAUUCUGAAAAGGGUACAUGGUCCAAAGAUCAUAGGAUUAAUGUUGAUGCUGUUUUUCAUGGGAUUGGAGAUUAUCUGAAAGUGCAACCUUUGCUUGUGACGGAUGAGGGAAAGAUAGUACUCUCGAUGCAGAUGGGAUCAAAAGGGGUUGUGCAGAUUUAUGAUCCAGUAACUGACACUUCCUCGGAUAUAAUUCAGAUUAGUAUCUACACUGGAGCAAGUGUGUUCACUGGAAGUUUAUUAUGUCCACAGAGUGUGUGACAAGGUUGGCAGGGCAUUGUACGAGGUGCUACCACAAAGCUGGGCACUUAGGAUCUCUACUGCUCUGAUGAUGUUUCGGUUUGGUGUCAUCAAGGUGUAGCUGAUGUCCCUCGAAAAUGUAACAAAAAAAAUGGUGUAGCUGAUAUUUGCUGUGUCUUCGUCAUGUCUCUGAAUCUCUGAUCGAUCGCGUUAUUGCGAUAUGUUCUGUAAUCAUAUCAACAAUUCUGGAGUUAAGCAUAUGCCGUUAGCUCGAGUUUGAGGGAUCGUGUGCUCCUGUCUCGAGUUUUACCUGA